Molecule: messenger RNA, 2129 nt
Organism: Synchiropus splendidus (mandarinfish)
Lineage: Eukaryota; Metazoa; Chordata; Actinopteri; Syngnathiformes; Callionymidae
Gene: pcgf6
Product: polycomb group ring finger 6
Exons: 10
Coding region: 352-1104 (250 amino acids)
Biological process (GO): negative regulation of transcription by RNA polymerase II
Cellular component (GO): PRC1 complex
Molecular function (GO): promoter-specific chromatin binding
Source: RefSeq, a predicted model, not a curated record
UUGGGGGUGGCAGCUGGCGGGACGCGGCAGCUCCGUUGAACCCUGGCUACAAACACGGGGAAACGACAACGAUCCGAAGUUCCGAAGUUUCUUUCUUUCUUAUUUUGCGUUGGUUCGCGACGUUGCUCAGUUGAAGCAAGAAACGCACGCGUCGAUUGUAGGUCGGACAUCCGCGGUGGGUCGAUGAACGCACGUGCGUGGUGUGUGUGGCGCGUCUGAGGCAGGCGCGUGUCGGGCUGGCCAACGUUAGCCGACCCGCCAGGUCUAGGGGGUUAAAGUGACUUUGGUUUAGCCUCGUCCGAACUCUCUACACUCGCGGGUUUAAGUGCGUGUCCUUGGCGUCCACGAGGAAUGUCAUCGUCGCCUGACAGUCAUCAUGAAGCCUCAACAGGUAGCGACUCCGAGGAGCCGCAGGUCAGACUCCCUCUCAACCAGUUCUAUCCCUACAUCAAAUGUGCCCUGUGCUGUGGCUUCCUCAUCGACGCCACCACCAUCACCGAAUGCCUUCAUACAUUUUGCAAGUGUUGCAUUGUGAAGCACUUUUUCUACAGCAACAGGUGUCCAACAUGCAACAUCAUCGUCCAUCAGACACAACCCCUGUACAACAUCAGGCCUGACCGACAACUGCAGGAUAUAGUUUACAAGAUGGUUCCCUCCCUGGAGGACUUGGAAAGGGAACGGAUGGUGAAGUUCUACAAAGAGCGAGGUCUGGAAGUGCCAAAAACACCAGCACUGUCCCCUCCCACUCCUGUCCCUGCCAAGAGGCAGAAGAAGGACGCUCCUCGCCACCAGGUCUUCAGCAUACCUCCAGAACUGGACGUGUCCCUGCUGCUGGAGUUCGUCGGGGCUGAGAAGGGGAUCGACGACUACAAGCCCCUGGAGAGGCGCUACGUGCGCGUGUCAGGCGAAGCCACCAUCCGCCAUGUGGAGCUUUUCAUCAGGAGGAAGAUGGGCCUGAGCUCUUCCUGCCAGGUGGAUGUGGUUUGUGGAGAUCAACUACUGGAGCACUGUCAGUCUCUCAAUGAUGUUCAGAAGGUGGUCGGCGCAGACGGCGUGCAGGACGGUCUGCUGGUGCUGCACUUCGGCCUGGUGCUGCCGUCCUAGACUCUCCAACCACACGCAGCCUCUGUAAGCUCACCACUGAUCAGGUGAUUGUCUGGUUCCACGUCUGUGUGGAACUUCCUUCGGUGCAAUAGUCAUCUGAUUUCUGGUUCAGUCACAUGACCAAACAAACUCAUCAUGCUUAUUUAACAAACUCAAGGGAUUUUUUGUGUCAAUGUCAUUAGGUAACUGGAAAUGAUCUUCCAUAGUGUAGCGUGGUGCGACUAGUCAAGCUUCAUUUAAAGCUGCCGGACUUUUGUAUUUUACUGAUGAACAACGCUUCCCGCUUUAGGUUUUGUUACAGAGACGGCAUUUUAAGCUUUUGUACGUUGAUUACUUUUAAUAAAUAUUUGUUUCAUGUGAAGCACUGGAUUUGAAAAUGUCGCCGCUUCUCUUUAUCCACGUCAUGGUGGACACUUGAAUGGUGGUAACUAGUGAUGCCAGACGAGGCUUCAUGAAACCUGGUGGCGCCGUCUGCUGUAUAAUGCAAUUGAACAACUAAGUCAAUGAAACCUCACAUCAUUUCAAAGGCAAGAGCGCCAUCUUAUGGCCUCUGAACAUUGGGACACUGUUUCAUGAAGCCUCAUCUACCCAUCACUAGUGGUAAAUUCCUGCUGCUCUGAGCCAAUACUAUUAAAGAUCGGUGUCUCAAAACUACGUUGGGAGAAGAACUUGGUCUGUGGGGCCAAAUAUGAAAUUGAAGUACCAGGUUUAAUAAAGAGUAUUCACACACUCGGACCCUUCUUUUGGGCCCCUCUGUGGUUGUAGUGGGAGCCACAAGUCUGUUCUCUGUACGCUCUCAUUGACGACUGUUAUCCGUCGCUGUCUCAGUGGAGGGAACCUUCCUCAGGACUCACCUGCAGUCUGCUGAUGUCUUGGAUCAUUUUGGUUUGUUGUCUUGAAAAUGAAAGCAAGAAAGUCAACUGUCUUUUGAUACUUGUCUUUAUUUCACAGAACGAUCAUGGGUAGAGUUUGUUUCUCACCAUUGCUAAGUCAAUGUCACCCUCUGGUUACACUUUAUAUGAAGU